AUGACAGAACAAGUUAACAAUGACACUACCAGUGACACUACCACUACCAUUACCACAGUUUACAUUUCGAACCUGCCAUUCACGGCGAGUGAGCGAGACCUACAUGCCUUCCUAAACAACUAUGGCGCCAGUUCAGUGUUGAUUCCAACGCAGACCGUCCGCAGAUUCAGCAAAAGGCACAAUAGCAACCCUCGCAAACCACUAGGCAUAGCAUUUGCCCAGUUCGCAAACAAUACUCUGGCUUUGAAGGCCAUUCAAGACUUGAACGGAACCGUUUUCCAAAAUCAGAAACUAUUUCUAAAGUUACACGUUCCUUACGAGGCAGACUCUACUCCAGACACGGAUGUAAAGAAGCCCAAAGAAAAAAAUAAGGUUAAGAAGACACCAGAGACUGCCGCGGAUACGGUUUACUGUCACGACCUGCCAGACGAUAUAACCGACAGUGAGAUCCGUGAGUUGUUCCAGCUCUACUCGCCUCAAGAAAUCUGGAUUUACAGGUCCAAGGUGUACAGGAGAAAGUGUAUUCCUUUUGCUCCACACCAAAUUACUGCCGCUUUGGUCACUUUGCAAUCUGAAACCCCAAUUGGGGACAUUUGUGACAGUGUGGCCAAGACAGCUACUUUGAGGGGCAAAUCGAUAAUAGUGAAGCCCGCUUACGUCUCUAAGAUUCAAGAAAUUAAACAAUUGGUCAAGGACAACUUAACCAAUGCGCGCGACCCACCUCCAGCAGCAUUGGCAGAGCCAGCGCCAGCGCCAGCGCCAGUAGAGCCAGCGGAGCAAGUGCAGGAAGGGCAAGACAAUGCGGAAACCAAUGAUGUCCCACCUCCGCCUGCUUCGUCUUCCGAUCGUCCAACCGUGGCUGCUACUUAG
Saccharomyces cerevisiae S288C is the source of this 870-nucleotide messenger RNA. It is a transcript of the gene RRT5, whose product is annotated as Rrt5p. Bases 1 to 870 code for a protein of 289 amino acids. The record is from RefSeq and is marked reviewed. The transcript has a single exon. Gene Ontology annotation, molecular function: nucleic acid binding; RNA binding. Lineage: Eukaryota; Fungi; Ascomycota; Saccharomycetes; Saccharomycetales; Saccharomycetaceae.